AGAACUAGGUGAACUCUGAGCUCAUGUACGAAAAAGUAAUAUUUGGUACAUAUUUUUGUUUGUACUUAAGUAAUUCAAUUUUAAUAAGACACUUUAAUAAAAAUAAAAUGUUUAAUUUCGCAUCCAAAUAAAAAGUAUACUAAUUUAGAGACUUAACACUGGGCGAUUUGUCGCUACUUUUUUUAGGAUAUAUGUUGCCAUGGUAACCAAGUUUAGCAACAAAACAAAUGACAGCCGUGGUCUUGAUUUAAAAUAAUAUGAGCAUAAAGCGGCUUGAUGUUUAACAAUAACUCGAACGAUCUGAUAGAAAAAAAUGUCGAAGGCUAAAUCCGGUGCCGUUUGGGAAGACAGGGAAGUACUAUUCGAUCUGCCUUUCGCGUACUUAAAACUACGUCCAGGAGAGAAAAUCUUCGACAGAAUAGAGCCUAUUGAGGAUACGAAAGGGAACAGCGGUGUCAAAGGACGAAUGGUCGUCACGAGUCUCAGGAUUAUAUGGCACUCGUUGGCAUCGCCCAGAAUUAAUAUGUCUAUUGGCUUGAACUGUCUCCUCUCGACGAGCACCAAGGUCGUGAACUCUGGUCUCCGUGGAACGACACAGGCUCUGCACGCGUUGGCAGCGUACCGAACUAACAGAUACGAAUUUAUCUUCACGAAUUUGUCGCCGAACUGCGUCCGCCAUUACACCUCUGUUGUCGGAGUUCACAAAGCUUACAUCAAUUCGAGAUUGUACAGAGAUCUGAAGCUGCGUGGGGCGAUCAUACAUAACAAACAACUGAGAAUGGUGCCUCAGGAAAAGAUUCUGCUUAACGAACACAGUAUCUGGAAUCUGUCUAGCGACUCCGGGAAUCUUGGCACGAUGCUGGUAACGAAUAUCAGAGUUGUAUGGUACGCUGACGUGAACGAGGCUUUCAACGUGUCCAUGCCGUACAUAACUAUUGAUAGCAUUUCAGUCAGAGCAUCGAAAUUCGGCGAGGCCUUAGUGUUCGUCAUCAGACAAACAUCGGGAGGUUAUGUGCUCGGUUUCCGGGCGGACCCGCGGGAUCGGCUGCCUCCAUUGCUGUCUGAACUCCAAACACUCCAUCGAGCUUAUACCGAGAAACCCAUAUUUGGGGUCGAAAUUAACUGGGAGAAUGAGGCUCCAACUACAAUCAAUGAUGAGAUUGAAGAGCUAGAAGAGAUAGGAGAACCUCGAGGGGAGAUGGGGCCAAGUUUAUAUAUGGCAUCUCAAUUGGCCAAACAUCAAGAAGGCAAGGACGUUCAGCCAGUUUACAGCCCGUAUUUAGGACUCGCUAUAGAACCAUUGAAAGAAGGUUUUACCCUCAAAAGCUUGUUUGAAGUUCAAAGUACAACUUAAAUCUUUGUUCGUAACUUAUUCGAGUUUGCCUUUUCAAUAUUGCCAUGUCAAGCUGUACUACAAUCGGUAAAGUAACUACACUGUGAAGAAAAGACAAGUUGUAACUAGUUAAAGAAUUUUACUGUAAAUAUAUUUAAUUUAAAUAAAAUAAUAAUAUAAAAAAAUAUAAAUAUGCCAA
Messenger RNA from Bombyx mori (domestic silkworm), 1532 nucleotides. It is a transcript of the gene BBS5, whose product is annotated as Bardet-Biedl syndrome 5 protein homolog. Gene Ontology annotation, cellular component: BBSome; ciliary basal body. The transcript is spliced from 7 exons. Gene Ontology annotation, molecular function: phosphatidylinositol-3-phosphate binding. The record is from RefSeq and is a predicted model, not a curated record. Gene Ontology annotation, biological process: cilium assembly; intracellular transport. The coding region runs from base 314 to 1354 and encodes 346 amino acids. NCBI's taxonomy places the organism in Eukaryota, Metazoa, Arthropoda, Insecta, Lepidoptera, Bombycidae.